Molecule: messenger RNA, 1085 nt
Organism: Truncatella angustata
Lineage: Eukaryota; Fungi; Ascomycota; Sordariomycetes; Amphisphaeriales; Sporocadaceae
Exons: 2
Coding region: 119-934 (271 amino acids)
Source: RefSeq, a predicted model, not a curated record
UCAGAACGUACUUUACGUGGGUGACUUCACUCCCCAAGCUCUCAGCAUCUUGCGUCGUACAUGUCAAGCUCACCCUCUCCAGGUUUAUUUCUUGAUUCCGGAUUUCUACGCCUUCACCAUGUUAUUUGCUAAAACGGCCAUUAUACUGGAAUGGAUGCGCAUCUUCGUUCCCAAGGGCACGCGUAACUUUUUCUUCUGGACAUGUCUAUCGAUACUGUCCGUCAACGCAGCAUUCUAUGUUGUUGCAAUAUUCAUCAUAAACCUGACAUGCAGACCGGUACAGAAGUCUUGGUAUCUGAUGACACCUGGUGUCUGUUUUGGUGCAGAAACAAGACGGCACUUUGACUUUUCCUCGGCAUGCAUCAAUCUUGCUCUGGAUAUAUUGAUCUUGUUUUUGCCCCAGCGUACUAUCUGGACGUUGAAUAUGCCUUCCAAGAAGAAGAUAGGUGUAUCUUUGGUCUUUACUAUCGGUCUCGGGGCAUGCGCUGCUGCGUUGGGACGGGUCAUCACCGGACGGACUUUGUUUGGAAGUCAGGACAGGACUUACGAUGCGGCUGCUCCAACACUGUGCGUUCUGGCAGAAAUGACCUGCACCUUUCUAGUUUUCAGUUCUCCUGCCAUACUGAAGGUCUUCACCAAAACACGGGCUACCAUGCAAAUUGCUGAAACUUUGAGGUCAUGGUCCCGCAUUUUCUCUCGCAACCGAUCCGUUGGCAGCAAUACAUCAGGACAGAAUGCUGGCAUGGAACCUGGAGCUUAUCGCAAGAUGCAUGAGAAUUCCGAGCUGCCGCUUGCCCGUCUGAGCAGACCAGCUGAAGGAGGUGCUAAGCCAUGGGCUGGAGGCGCUAUCCAUGGUGGCAGACAACGUGAUCACGAUGAUGAAAUUUUGCGUUCAACUACCUUGAGCGCGGAUGGUCAUGAGUUAGCUAGUUGACAGCACCAUAAUCAGCAUCUUUGGCCACAGAACUCGGGGCUGAUGGAGCCCUGAGUCACACUCGAGUUACAGCGAAGAAAAGUUUUGACGUACCUUGUUUCUAGUAUUGACUUAAUUAGAUAUAUAUAUAUACUAUUUGAAGCAUGCCUGA